AUGCCGGAAAGACCGAAACGGCGCAGAAAUAAUAAGAAUAAACGGAAAAAUAAUAAAAAUAAUAAUAAUGACGUGAAUAAAAACAGUAUUGCAACUAACGAAGAAUGCAGCGGAUCUAGUGCUAGUGCGAAUGAAAAUUUAAAAGAAGCUACAGAAAACAUUAAUGAAACUAAGGUUGACUUUGAUGAGCCAAAUACUCUAGAUAAAUCCUUGGAUAAUCUUGAAGUUUCUAACGCGGGGCAUGAGGCUAAAAAUGAAGGCUUUGAAGAAUCUAUGAAAAGUAGUGAUAUAGAAACAGGUGUGUCUGAGAAGUACAUCGUUGAAACUCCAGAUCAAAAUUCAAAACCAACACCUAAAUUAAAUAAUGCAAAGAAAAGUAAGAGUUGCGAUGACGAUGAUUCUCCUAAGAUUAUUGAAAUCACAGAUGAUAAUUCUCAAAUAGAAGAUAAUAGCUUGUCUUUAGUUGAUUCUAAUAACGUGAUUGUUACUACUGAAGAACCUGAAGUUGAGUGGGAGAAGGCUGAACUUUUAAAAUUGCCACAAACCGAAAUGAUUAAAGGUAUACUGUCUGAAAACCAUAAUAUAAGUCUUAAUACAGCACAAUGUGAGCAAACUAAAUCUCUUAGUCCAGAAGAAGAAUUAUCUUUACGUCAUUAUCUUCAAACCCUCAAUUUAUCAACAAAUCCGAACGUGAAUAAUGCAGAAAUUAAAUCGGAAAUCGAACAUAUAAUUAACCGUGAAAUCAAAUAUCGCUUAAGAAGGAAAGGAAUGGCUGAAGAUACAUUUUUUGAGCGUUCCGGACCCUCGAGAUCUUUAGCUGUAAUUGAUGAAGAAGGGAGUGGAGAUUCGUCUAAAACAUCAAGACGUCAUUCAUAUUUGAGUGAUAAGAAGAGUGAUACUGAGGAAUUGGAGGACGAAGUUUUUGAAAGUAAAGAUUCACAGAUAAAAAGAAGAAGAGAUACAAAUUUCCCACACCAGUCAAAUUUACUUUCACGUCAUGUCAUUCCACAGCAAUGCAUAAAGGUGGAUGCCAAAAUUAUGGAACCAAAACUAUGUGAAGCUCGCGGAGACUGGAAAAUGGAAACGAUUGAAAAAAUAACAGGAGCAGAGUUGGUUUACUUAACAGAUUCAUCAAGUAGUACAAGUUCAAUAUAUGAAAUGAGCGACGAUGCGGAUAAAGGUCAUGAAACUGAUGUUUCUGUUCGUAUGAUAACUCCAACAAUUGAGGUGACUGACACAGAAUCGUUACUAAAGAACACAUUUUUAUCAAAAAGCACUGAAAAUAAACAUAAGGAUAUGAUUGACAGCGUUGACAAUAUAACUAACGCAAAAGAAAAAAAUGUUCAUCAAAAUAGUAAUUUAGUUAUGGAUAAAGAAGAUAUUAUUGACACUGAGAAGUCAAAUACAAAUAGUCAUGAAAUAAUAGUAUUGAGUACAGAUGAUAUAAAAACAGAUCUGUUUGUUAAAGAUAUUAAUGUAAACGAAAAAAGUACAGAUGCUUUAGAACUUAAAAAGAAAAACUCAAAUGAAAUUGAUAAAUAUGAUCUCGAAAUUAAAGUUUUAAAAUGUGAACUCAAUGAUGCCAUAAAUAACUUGAUUAAAGAAGUUUCUGACUCAGAAAAUGCUAGUGAUAAUAAUAUGAGUGAUCCUAAAGACUCGUUUACCCGACAAGACUCUUCAAGUAGCCUUGAUUCCUCUCAAUGUACAGCCAAAUAUAAUCCAACAACUUCAUCUCUAAAUGAUGUUUCUAGUUUUCUUUGUAAUGAAUCUCAGGAAGAGAUUAAAGAAGAGAAAAUAAUAAGAAAAACAUCAAGUCAUGUUAAGGAUGUUAUUCAGCAUGUAGAUCAAAAGCUAGUAUCAGAUGUAGAGGGGGAAUUUGUAACUGAAAAGCCAUCUACAUUGCGCGAUAUGUGUCUUAAAAGGAUAUCUUCUUUUCCUUUUGGUGACAAAGUUUUGGAAGAAUUGGCUAACGUGUCAAAACGUUUACAGGAUAUAAGUAAAUUGUCAACGAACAUGAAAAAUAUUAAUAUUCAAGAAGUGAGCUCUCAGUUAAACAUUAAGGAAGAUGUGGUGUCUGUACAAAAGCAAUUACAUAAUAAAGAAAAUAAACAUGCUCCACCCCCAGUACAACCAAGAAAGUCAUCAUUAAAAAAGGGUAAAGAGGAACAAAGCGUUUCAAUACCACCUUUACCGGAAAGGGUAUAUGAAUGUUUAUCUCCUUCACAAAAGAUGUUAAUGGAAAAGACUAACACUGUUAUAAAUAGAGAUGACAUAAUUCCUCCUCCUAAACCAAAAUUGGAACAAGUUGACAGUUCAAGAAUUGAUAGAAAAAGAGAAAGUGACCCUUGUGUGGUACCGAUGAAAUCAGAAACUGGAAGUAGAUUGCUAGCUUUACUUCGUAAUACAUCAUCUCCAAAGAAAUUAAGUUUACCGACCUUAAUUGAUGAAACUUACUUUCAAAACCCAAAGCCGUCAUCGCCUCGUACCGAUUCUUUCUCUAUGCGAAUGAUGCAAGAACUAAAUGCGUCCAACAAUUUUAAAGAAACCAUAAACAAUCAAAAGUAUAUGUCUUCUCUUCCUCCAAUAAAUUUCAAACCAAUUCCUCCACCAAAACCAAGAAAAAUAUACACAUAUGAGAGUGAUUCUGAAUUUCUAAGUGAUAGUUCAUUCAGGUCCAUGCGUAGUGACAAAAAGGUAUUCCAUUACUCAACUGGUAAUUUAAAUGAAGAAAUAGAGAAUGAUAUAUCUUCGAUACAAAAUAUGCAUAGGCAAUGUACAAACUUACGAAAUAAAAAUUCAAAUAUUGUGUAUCCCCGACGACCAUCUUUACCCAAAGAUAUAUGUGAUCAACAAAUGGAAUACAUUCGUCAAAAAGAGAAAGAAGUGGACGCAGAAAUAAAACGGCUUGAACAGGAACAACUAAAGUCUUCCCAGAGACGGGGUCCUAGAGCGCCAAUGAUAUCUGAAAAAGAUAAUAAUUACAGUGGAUUUUUUGAGACUGAAAAAUCAUUUAAAAAAGACAGAUUCUCCAAUCAUCCUAAUGCUAAAAAUGUUGAAAACAGAAAGUUACACUCAUUCUUCAGUAGUAGCGAAGAAGAAUUAUUAAGAGAGAAAAUGUACACAGAAUACAUUAAUCAAAUGGCUGAAAGAGAACAGAGAAAACAUCACCGAGUUAUAAAAGUAUCACAGACACCUUCGAGUAGCAAUUUGAUAUCAAAAAGCAUGCCAUCGUUAAAUUAUUUAGAUUCCAAAGUGAACAAUCGUAUAGAACAGGAAUUUAUAUCGAAGGCAAAGGAGAGAUGGAAUAAAUUAGGUAUAAGAGAUCCAGAAACUGAGGACGAAAGGGAAUCUAGAGACGUGUAUAGGGAGCCCAAAGUGAUAGAACAUAAAAUACGAGUGAUAGAAGACGGUGAAGAAAAAGAUGUCAGAAAAUUACCUAGUCAUAUGCAAGAAUUUGUUCGGUUUACAGUGAGAGAUAAGGAUAAGGACGAAAAUACAGGUGGCACCGAGACCGUGAUGAUCGCACCUACAUUCAAGGCGCGUUCUUCGUCGCCAGCCAUCUGGCGUCCAGGGGUGACAGUGAGUGAGGAGGCUCCGGCCAGGGUGGGGCCCCCUCCUCCCCCUCCGCCCCCUGUGUGGUCACCCAGCUCGACCCCGCAGGCUUCACGAAAAUUCAAACCAGUCCACUUCGAACAGACCCCGCCGGAGAGAAGGAAGUUCUCGAGUUCUGAUCAAAACGGCUGUACCAGUGGCUCCGAGAGUGAGGGUCGUCUUCGUACUUCCCUGAGUGCCCCAGCUUCAGGUCUCAACUCUUUAGGCUCCAACAACCGACUGCCAAGAGCUCAGAACCCUACUGUUACAUUGUUGCAGAAAGCCAGAGAAGGUCAACUCCAACGUAAUAUUCCGCAGGAAAGCGACCCUCGUCUUCCCAGGGACCGACCCUCUCCGCCUAGAGGGGACCCAGUGCAUGCAUUACGUAAGGAGUACGCCAGUGAGAGCGAGGCAGAUAGAAGUGAUCACGAGAGAGGUCAGAAAAUGGCAGACGGAAAGAAAAUAGAUGGAAUAGGACCGAUUACUAAAGACGGAAUGCCGGUAGCACUCAGAUCUGAAGUUAAAGACCCUUCGAGGUGGUACAAAAAGAUGUAUGACACGAUACAUAAAAACAAAUACGACGGUGAAACUCUCCAAAGACCGAGCAGCAACAGAUCUCAAUACGCUUACUUCGACCCUCGUUCGGGUUAUCUUAGUGAGCCCGAGGGAGGUCGCCCGACUACCGACACACGAAGAAGAACAGCCUCCGUACAAGACGACCGACAUGAACUCACUCCUCAUAAGUACAGCACACUCGCCUCUUCGAGAGUACGUCAGGAGGUGUACAAGAAUCAACCAGGGAGGAUAGAGGACUACGUGCCUGGUAAAUCAUCAGUCAUCGAUACAGAAGCCAAGCAGGUAGUUUCUAUUAUAGAAUAUUAUUUUGUGGGUUGGCAAGAACAUCAUAUUCAUCAUAGAUUUAUUUAA
Molecule: messenger RNA, 4518 nt
Organism: Danaus chrysippus (African queen)
Lineage: Eukaryota; Metazoa; Arthropoda; Insecta; Lepidoptera; Nymphalidae
Source: the annotation of a GenBank genome assembly